Dacryopinax primogenitus is the source of this 717-nucleotide messenger RNA. RefSeq lists its product as uncharacterized. Bases 250 to 420 code for a protein of 56 amino acids. The record is from RefSeq and is a predicted model, not a curated record. NCBI's taxonomy places the organism in Eukaryota, Fungi, Basidiomycota, Dacrymycetes, Dacrymycetales, Dacrymycetaceae. The transcript has a single exon.
GCCACGGAAGGGACCGAGAAGAUGGACGGGACAAGCGGAGGAAACGAAACGAAGGAGGCGGGCAAAGGAGGAGGCAGAAAAGCGACCGUUCGCUUGUUUGUAUCCUCAUCGCGCCCCCACAUUUAGCGAAGCUACGGCCACUGCCCACAGGCCCUGAGCCUUGGACGCCAGGCCCCAACCACACGCAUUUCACUCUUCUCGGUUGAUUCGGCUCGUCUGCAUGACCCCGACUCUGACGAAUUUCACAUUAUGUCCAUCACUUACAUCAUCAUCUGGGCUGGUGGCAAGCGCCUGACUCUAACUCUCUUUGUCGAUGGGAAUGAAAUCGACUCCGACGACCUGGUUGUAACUUCCAAGCUGGCAUUCCUUUGCGCCCGGCCCGCGUGGGAAAAGAAGGCUUGCGUGGCGAUGACUGGCUGAUUUUCUACCCUCUUGGUGCUACUUCAAACUGCAGGACUGAUCAAAAGGUUUAAUUACCUCUUGUCUCGCCUUCUCCGGCUACCCGGAGGCUUUUGGGAUGCUUGCACCGGUGUCGCCACAUCCUCGCCGCACCAAUUCAGAACGCCGCCUUCUGAGAAGAUGUCAGAAUGCGUACACCCGACCGCAUUUUGUUCCUCCACCUUCCGCGCAUCCAGUCAAACAAUCUUCCUCCCCUCCAUAUCUGCGGAUCUACCGACGGAUCUGUCUGCGACCACAUGCUCCGAUGGCCACGCCCUU